Messenger RNA from Cyphomyrmex costatus, 1521 nucleotides. RefSeq names its product protein Wnt-7b. The record is from RefSeq and is a predicted model, not a curated record. NCBI's taxonomy places the organism in Eukaryota, Metazoa, Arthropoda, Insecta, Hymenoptera, Formicidae. Gene Ontology annotation, molecular function: frizzled binding; cytokine activity. The transcript is spliced from 9 exons. Gene Ontology annotation, cellular component: extracellular region. Gene Ontology annotation, biological process: canonical Wnt signaling pathway; neuron differentiation; positive regulation of JNK cascade.
AUGAACCAGCAGGAGACUAAGGAUAUCAAGUUUCAGCUUGUCAUCGGAUCAGUUUUAGCACCUGUUAACCGCUCUGUUUAUAGUUUACUCGUCAAGAUGUCGAAGUUAAGACGGGUGGUCGGAGCGGUGGUGGUCGGCGCGGCUGUCUGCAGUCGCAUCCCUGGAUUGGCGAAAAGUCAGCGCGACCAGUGCAGGAAAGCGCCGCACGCGAUGCCGGCGGUGGGCGAAGGCGCCGCACUGGGUCUGCGCGAGUGCCGGCACCAGUUCCGACAUCACCGUUGGAACUGUUCCCACGUAUCCAACGAUCAGGUCUUCGGCCACGUGGUGGUAGUGGGUAAGAAUUGUUCUGUCACCAGCACUCGGAAGAUGUAAGAUAAAAUUCCAUGUAAAACUAAAUGGGACUCGUUUUUCCUAUCAUCCGAACUAAUGCCUGGCGAUGAUUUAUCUGCCGAAGGCAAAGAAAUGAAGGUGCGGCGGGAUGACGAACGGGAUCGAUAUAAUUCAGCGUAUUUUAGUGUGGAAAAGUGCCAACGGCACCGGUGGAUCCUAGUAUGGAUUGAGUUAUGGACCGGUAGCAAAGAGGCGGCAUUUACGUACGCGAUAAGCUCGGCCGGUGUCACAUACGCAGUGACAGCAGCUUGCAGCCGUGGCAACAUCACAGCUUGCGGUUGUGAACCUGCCGUAAGGACGAGGAAGGAAUUACCGCCGAACGGUUGGGAGUGGGGCGGUUGCAGCGCCGACGUCACGUACGGGAUGAGGUUCGCGCGUAGGUUUCUGGAUGCGAGAGAGAUCGAGGGAGAUGCUCGGAGCCUGAUGAACCUUCACAAUAAUAAAGCCGGAAGAAAGAUAGUCAAGGCUCUUUUACAAACGGAAUGCAAGUGUCACGGUGUAUCCGGAUCUUGCACUGUAAGAACAUGUUGGCGAACAUUACCCAGUUUUCGUCAGAUCGGCGAUGCUCUUAUGAAAAAAUACAGGAGAGCUAAACCCGUCAUGGCUAUUACACCUCCUCCCCCACCCACAGUUCAGACACUGGAUGCAAUGUCGCAUUCAAUGUUGCCAGAAAUGGUACCCAUAUUGGGAAACGACGCCAAAACUCAAGGCAAACCGAACGAUUUCGCCAAAUCGCGGCACAAUCGACAGCCACUGUUGAAAAAAAUCAGCAAGUCCAAGAAGUACUUGGUACUUUCGACGCAGAAACGGUCGAAAGACAAAGAUGGUAGCCCAACUAUAAGCUCGAUUAUAAAUCCGAAGAGAAUUCCAAAAAGAAGCGAGCUAGUUUAUCUUCAACCCUCCCCCAAUUACUGUGAGCCGGAUUUGGCGCAAGGUAGCCUCGGUACGCAGGGCAGAUAUUGCAAUCGUACUAGCACAGAAACCGAUGGAUGUGAUUUAAUGUGCUGCGGUCGUGGCUAUAAUACACAUCAAUUCACAAGAACGUGGCAAUGCAGAUGCAAGUUUCACUGGUGUUGCCGCGUACAUUGCGAGACUUGUAUGGAACGCACUGAGGAAUAUACAUGCAAAUAA